UCCAGCCUCCACCUGCCCCUCUCGUUUUGUUCAGCCGACUGCUCCUGCUCUUGCUGCUCGGGCUCUUGACGCUUCUGAUUUGGUUUGGUAUCCUGAUUCAGGUGCCUCAGCCCAUAUGACUCCUCAUUCAGGAUUUAACAACGAGGGUGGUCUUUCUUCGAGCUCUCUGUGAUAAUGGUGUCUAUCCCAUCCAUCAGCCUGCUCCUCGACCUAUUGCUCUUUCUGCUGCGUCUCUUUCCAUUUGGCAUAAUAGAUUGUGGUACUCGUGUACUCGUGUGGACAUUGUGGUACUCGUGUAUUAGAUCAGCUCAGACUGAAUAAUUUUAUUUCUGGCACUUCUGCUGAUAUUUCUGAUUGUAUUCCUUGUCAUUUGGGAAAAUCUCAACGGUUACCAUUUCAUAAAGUUUUUCACAAUAGCCCAUGUGCUUUAUAUUUAAUUCAUUUUGAUGUCUGGCAGUCUCCUGUAACAUCUCAUCUUGGUUUCAAAUAUUAUGUUUGUUUUGUGGAUGAUUUUUCUCAUUUUACCUGGGUUUAUCCCAUGCGGCACAAGUCUGAGGUUACUACUCAUUUUCAUCAUUUUAAAUUAAUGGUUGAAAAUUUACUUGACCGCAAGAUUAAGAUUUUUCAGAGUGAUGGAGGGGGUGAGUUUGAUAAUUUUAGCAUGAGAAAUAUUUUUACUAAUCGUGGCAUUAUUUUUCAAAAAUCUUGUCCUAAAACUCCACAACAAAAUGGAGUUGCUGAGCGUAAGCAUCGGCAUCUACUUGAAUUGGCCCGCACUAUGCUCAUUACUGCUAGAUUGCCCGCUACUUUUUGGGUAGAUGCCGUUCUUACUGCCACCUUUAUCAUUAACAGAAUCCC
This is a messenger RNA of Cuscuta europaea, 858 nucleotides long. The record is from the annotation of a GenBank genome assembly. NCBI's taxonomy places the organism in Eukaryota, Viridiplantae, Streptophyta, Magnoliopsida, Solanales, Convolvulaceae.